AUACGAUUCCCCCGAGUAUUUCACAGUGAUCUGUGACUUUUCCAUUCUGGUGCGCAGCCAGAACAGCCAAAGCUGAUUUUCAACAUGGCUUCAGGGCCUGAUUCUAAAUAUUGCUGCUGAAACAGCUCUGGCAUCAUUGGGUGUUGAGGGAUCUGUGGGCUCUACCUGCUCUGAGAUACAGGCCAAGUGAAAAGCCAUUGUGGAACCACAAUGGGAACAUCUCUUCUUCGAGGAAUUAUUUUCACUCUACUUUUAUAUGUCUGCAAGUCUCAAGAUAUUGUUACUUCCAGGACACCUUUUUCAGCAGAUAUAAACCUUCCAUCAACUGUGAUCACAGCAACUGAGCCAAAAAUGUCAGAUGAGAGUAUAGAGAAACCAGAAAGUGUGGAACACAGUGUGGACGACAUGAAGGGAGAACGUGUAGAGAUGGAGGGUGGAGAACGAGACACAGAAGAGGCUGAGGCUGAUCCUAGAGAGGGGAUUCCAGCAAUGGCUGAUGAGGUGGCUGCUCUGGUGGAGGAGAAGAACGGCAGAGAAGGCUACAAUGAUCAGGCUGAUGAUGGCAUUGACCAAAUGGUUGGUGCAGGGGAUGAAGAAGAUGUCAAGAAUGAGGCUGGAGGAGAAUCUGAGGAGGAGGACAGGAUGGGGAUGCAAGAGGGGUACGAGGAAGACCUUGGAGUGGAGGAUUUUGAGAACUAUGGGGAAGAAGUGGUUGGACCAGAUGUGGAGGUAGAGUUUGCAGACAAAGAGGAGGUUGACCUGGAGGUCAGAGAUGGAGUUCCGGUAGACAUUUUCACAAGCAAAGGCUCAAAUGAAAGUGAAAUUGAGACACAAGAUCUGCCCCCUGCUCCAUUUCACACUUACGUAUCACCACGGUCACAUGGUAGCAUCAGGAGGAAGUCUCACCCGGAGAGUAACGUCAUGGGCGGAGACAUUGCGGAGGACACCAAUAACUUCAGUGAGAUGGUGACACCCGACACUGGACUUUUGAACCUGGAGCAGACACAGACCAUGCCGACUCUGGAUGAUUCUCUAGAGGAUGUUGCAUCCACAACCCCCAGUCUUUUAAACGAAGAUGAAGAUCUCAGCCAUGAGCUAUUAGAGGACACUACAGAUGGUUCAGCCCUUGGCAUAGAGACAUGGAAGAUUGGCACAAUUUCUGCGGCCAUAUUCCUUUUCCUGGAAGCAGCUGUUAUUGUUGUAUAUUGUCUUAAAUACAGGAAAAGAACGUCGAGACAGACAAUGUCAAAUCUGGAAUCAGGCCGAACCCCCAAACGGGAAUCCACUGGUGGACACGCUCACCAGAUAACUUGCUCUGAAACCUCCCACAGAAAAGAACAGGAAAUGAUGUCAGACACGCAGCUGGAUUCGCUUUAGGGCGCACGUCUGUGGAUUCUGGUCAUGCCCGGCCUCCAGUUCUUUGGAUACCCCUCCCCUCACCUUUUCUUAAAUGUACUUCAUACCUGACUUGCUGCUGACAUGCUGUGUCCCGUUAUCAGAAGCACGUUCAGUGUGCCUGCGCACUGUUGUGCCCAUUAAAAUGACUUACUGUCCAA
Messenger RNA from Paramormyrops kingsleyae, 1556 nucleotides. RefSeq lists its product as uncharacterized. The record is from RefSeq and is a predicted model, not a curated record. NCBI's taxonomy places the organism in Eukaryota, Metazoa, Chordata, Actinopteri, Osteoglossiformes, Mormyridae.